Brenthis ino (lesser marbled fritillary) is the source of this 453-nucleotide messenger RNA. NCBI's taxonomy places the organism in Eukaryota, Metazoa, Arthropoda, Insecta, Lepidoptera, Nymphalidae. The record is from the annotation of a GenBank genome assembly.
AUGGGGACUGAAAUUCAAGGUGAUGAUUGGGACCUUCCAUGUUCUGAUGAUGAAUUAUCAAAGACUGGAAUUUAUAUUGGCAAAAAUUGGAUGCCAGAUCCAGCUGAACUUGAAGAGUUGUAUAAAGCAAUUGAAAAAUCUGGUACAUUAACAUUGGAAUGGAAAUGUCCUGGGAGACGUGCUCCAUCUCCAGUGCCUGUGAGUAAAGAAAAUCAUCCAACAGUGCCUUCAUCUCCAAUUCGUGAAGAAAAAUCUGAUUUUGAUUUUAUGGAUGAAGUCAACUCCUUAAGAUUAAGGGUUCGCAGGGAAGGUGAGGAUACUCUUCGUGGUUCAGCAAAGAAAAAGACCACAUCUUUUGAUGGUAUACUUUCUAAUAUGAUAAGGCAUAAAAGGAUAGAACAACUAGAGAAGCAAGCAAAUACACCUACUAGCUCACCUUCCAGCAGUGGUAGU